AUGAGUCUUAGGGCCCAUGAUUCACCGGAAGUGACCCAGUGCGAGCUGGAGGCGUUGCUCACGCCUCCCUGCAAGGGAGGCGAUUCGCUCUUCAGAGACGACACACCCAGCUUCAACGGAUUCUCCGAUGCCCAGACCAGUAGAUUCGGUUCAAAUGGCGAAGCGAGAAAGUGUUUAUUUUCCGGAAAGCGAUCUGCGGACUGCAAUAUAUCCGAUUCUCCGUUACGAAUCCAGAAAAAGUUCAAAGAUGGACACACUCAGGUUGUCAGACAUGAUCUUCAAAGCAGCUUUCAUAUUUUCAAGGCAGUAGAAACCCUUGAGUCGCGUAAUAUGAUUGCAGAUGGGUCACGUGAUUACGCAUUACCAACAAUUCCUGGUCAGCAGCGGGAUCUUAGGUCGAUAUCACCGGAAGUGAUGGCUGAUGUUGUCAGCGGACACUACAAUUACGUGUUCAGUGACGUCACGAUUGUCGAUUGUCGUUACCCGUACGAGUUUGAAGGCGGUCACAUCAAAGGGGCGGUCAAUCUCUUUACUAGAGAUGGCGUCAAUGCUCUUCUUCAUAAACCCGUUAGUGGAGACAAACGUCACGUGCUCAUAUUCCACUGCGAAUUCUCAUCUGAGAGAGGACCCAAGAUGUACCGUUUCCUGCGCAGUCAGGACCGCGAGCUUUACAAGGAUCAGUACCCCACCCUACUGUUCCCCGAGAUGUACCUGCUCCAUGGCGGAUACAAGGCAUUCUUCAACAAGUUCAAGAAAUUAUGCGACCCGGAGGCAUACAUGCCUAUUCUGCACGAGGAUCAUGUUACCGAUCUGCGUCAUUUCCGGGUCAAGUCUAAAUCGUGGACCGCGGGAGAAAAACACUUCUCAAGCAGACGUCAUCGCAGUCGAAUUGGGCGCCAUCUUAGCUUCGGAGACAAUGACGCGUCGUGA
Molecule: messenger RNA, 930 nt
Organism: Dreissena polymorpha
Lineage: Eukaryota; Metazoa; Mollusca; Bivalvia; Myida; Dreissenidae
Product: M-phase inducer phosphatase 1-like
Exons: 4
Coding region: 1-930 (309 amino acids)
Biological process (GO): G2/M transition of mitotic cell cycle; positive regulation of G2/MI transition of meiotic cell cycle; protein dephosphorylation
Cellular component (GO): nucleus; cytoplasm
Molecular function (GO): protein tyrosine phosphatase activity
Source: RefSeq, a predicted model, not a curated record